UGCCGCGUUCAUAUGCUAGUCGGAACUAGGAAACUCGGAAAUUUCCGAUUUGCUGAUUCGUUGAACGUGUUUAAAUACAACCAGUUAGCAAGUCGGAAUUAUCAGAGUUUCCUAGUUCCGACUAGUAUCUGAACGUGGCACUAGUCUUUAAAUUAAAACUAGACAAUUUCCUCUACGCCAACAACAGGGAGUGAACAGUUUGGAAUCGCGAGGUGUGGAUUUGUGACUACGCCAAUAAAUGGCAAUAUCCAUCCGGACCUUCUCAAAUAGUACUUAAGUACCCCUGCAACAGGCCAUCAUUACAAAGCAGAUGUAAGGGAUUUGCCAUCGCCUGCCUUACUUCAUCAACUUUUAGUUAUUUCUUAAAGAACAGAAAAUGGCGACAACGACCUUGAUUUUGAGGAGUUUGCUAGUAUUCGCAGUGGUUGCAAUCUCGCCGGGAAAUGGAGCGCGAUACGCGGCCAAUUGGACAAGUAUCGAUUCCCGGCCACUACCAGUGUGGUACGACGAGGCGAAGAUCGGGAUUUUCGUUCACUGGGGGGUAUUCUCCGUUCCCGGGUACGGCCAGUUCAGCGAGUGGUUCUGGUAUUGGUGGAAAGGCGCACAGAGAGCGGCCGAGGUUGGGUUUAUGAAGAAAAACUACCCCCCGGAUUUUAAAUACGCAGAUUUCGCGCACGAUUUCAAAGCGCAGUUCUUCGACCCUGAUGAGUGGGCUGAUAUUUUUGAAGCUUCUGGAGCCAAGUACGUGGUGUUCACAGCCAAGCAUCACGAGGGCUUCUGUAACUGGCCGUCUGCAGACUCCUGGAACUGGAACUCAGUGGAUACCGGACCACACAGAGACCUGGUGGGAGACCUGGCAGCUGCCAUACGCAAGAGGAAGGGACUGCACUUUGGCCUGUACCACUCCCUGUAUGAGUGGUUCCAUCCACUGUACCUGAAGGACAAAGCUUCCGGGUUCAAGACCCAGGAGUUUGUCUUCCGGAAGGCUCUUCCUGAGCUGGUUAACCUGGUGAUGACCUAUAAGCCGGAGCUGAUCUGGUCCGAUGGGGAUUGGGAAGCUCCGGACACCUACUGGAACUCAACAGAAUUCUUGGCCUGGCUCUACAACGACAGUCCUAUCAAGGACUUUGUGGUGGUCAAUGACAGAUGGGGGAAUGGUUGUUACUGCAAACAUGGUGGCUACUAUAACUGUGAAGACAGGUUCACUCCAGGCUCUCUGCCCGGCCACAAGUGGGAGAAAUGCCAGUCCAUCGACAACCGCUCCUGGGGUUACCGUAGAAACAUGAAGAUCAUCGAGCUGAUGGACCUGCCCACCAUCAUAGAGGACAUGGUGUAUGUGGUGGCCCUGGGGGGUAACUACCUGCUGAACAUCGGCCCCAUGGAGGACGGCAUGAUCUCCCCUCUCUUUGAGGAGAGGCUGAGGGGCAUGGGGGCCUGGCUGGGGGUCAACGGAGAGGCCAUCUACUCCUCCAAACCCUGGAGGAUCCAGGGGGAGAACGCCACCGUACCUGUCUGGUACACCUCUAAGAACAACACAGUCUAUGCCAUACUGCUGGCAUGGCCUUCCAAACUGCUGUUCAGCCUCGCAGCACCCAAAACCUCUGAGGCCACUAAUGUCGCUAUACUGGACAACCCGUCCGUAUCUCUGAAGUGGGUAUCGACGACACCAACCGGACUGGUGGUAGUCAUGCCUGACAACAUGCCAGUUUCCCCGGGCCGAGGCUGGGUCCUGAAACUAGAGGGAGUAGAGUGAGGAGGCAGUUUCCCCGGGCCGAGGCUGGGUCCUGAAACUAGAGGGAGUAGCGUGAGGAGGCAGUGAACGUAAAACUGUUUUGUUAUUAUACGUCAAGCGAUUAUGACUGUAAAUGUUUAGUUUUAAUAUCAGCGGUUGAAAUGUAAUUUUUUAGGACAUUGAUACUAGUUGACGUGUGAGGCAGCUGAAGCCUAGCUGCCUGAAUGUGCAAUAGAUAUCGAGACACUGCAGAGCCGCUAUCAACAAUGGCCUCUUUAUAAAGUGAGGGAAAAUUGUGUUGUCUGAAGAGAUGGCGUGAGAGGAGAUGCGGUGUACAAUUCAAGGCUAUCUUGGUUCGUGCAGGUGACUGUGACCACCUCCUCCUCAGACCAAUUUGGCUCUGGGAACCGAAAGGAGCAUCUCAGUUUCAAGGUCCCAGCUUUGAGAGAGAAGCCUCGUGAGGUAUCAGUCAGUCACAUGCAGGAACCAACGUUAAUAAUGAAUAAUGUAAAUCAUGCUUAUAUGACUUCAGGUAGCACUAUAUAAGGACUGAAAGGGAACGCCCUAGAGAAAAUAUGGUAGACUGUAUGUGUCAAAGUGAUUGAUGGGCUAUUUAUGUGUCCUGUGUUUGUCCUUUUAAGGACAUCAUGUCCGGAUGUUCUCAUGCUAUCCAGUGAGUCCUUAUGUAACUUGAUAGUGCAGCUGUUCCUUUGAAGUAAAGCACCUGUUUUUUAAAUAAAAAGUAAUGUCCUGGUGA
Coregonus clupeaformis (lake whitefish) is the source of this 2489-nucleotide messenger RNA. RefSeq names its product tissue alpha-L-fucosidase. Gene Ontology annotation, cellular component: lysosome. The transcript has 8 exons. Gene Ontology annotation, molecular function: alpha-L-fucosidase activity. Lineage: Eukaryota; Metazoa; Chordata; Actinopteri; Salmoniformes; Salmonidae. The record is from RefSeq and is a predicted model, not a curated record. Gene Ontology annotation, biological process: glycoside catabolic process; fucose metabolic process. The coding region runs from base 377 to 1753 and encodes 458 amino acids.